Messenger RNA from Hemiscyllium ocellatum (epaulette shark), 1336 nucleotides. RefSeq names its product vesicle transport protein GOT1B. The record is from RefSeq and is a predicted model, not a curated record. The transcript is spliced from 5 exons. Gene Ontology annotation, biological process: endoplasmic reticulum to Golgi vesicle-mediated transport; retrograde transport, endosome to Golgi. Lineage: Eukaryota; Metazoa; Chordata; Chondrichthyes; Orectolobiformes; Hemiscylliidae. Bases 95 to 511 code for a protein of 138 amino acids. Gene Ontology annotation, cellular component: membrane; endoplasmic reticulum.
GUGCGAGGGACGUGUGACGGAGGUGCGUCGCUUCCGGCAGACGUGGCGGCUGAUGUGGAUCUGGAGAGGCCGAUGAGAAUCAGCCGCCGUCAACAUGAUUUCCCUCACGGACUCGCAGAAAAUUGGAAUGGGAUUAACAGGUUUUGGUGUGUUUUUCCUGUUCUUUGGUAUGAUUCUCUUCUUUGACAAGGCACUUCUUGCGAUAGGAAAUAUUUUAUUUGUGGCAGGCUUGUCUUUUGUAAUCGGCUUAGAAAGGACUUUCAGGUUCUUCUUCCAGAAACACAAAAUGAAAGCUACAGGCUUCUUUCUGGGUGGUAUUUUCGUUGUGCUGAUUGGCUGGCCAGUAAUAGGCAUGGUUCUUGAAAUUUAUGGAUUCUUCCUUUUAUUCAGGGGUUUCUUCCCGGUGGUGGUCGGCUUUAUUAGACGAGUACCUAUAUUAGGCUCUAUUCUGAAUUUACCUGGAAUAAGCUCUUUUGUAGAUAAAGCUGGCGAGAGCAACAGCAUGGUAUAACAGAGACUGGAUGGACAACUGCUACAGAAACAUACUGUAUAAUAUAUUUAUAAGGUUUACCUAAGGAAAACAUUUCUAAAUUUAUAUUUUACUGAGUUACCUGUGUAGGAACAAAUAAAACUUGAUAACAUUCUUUGUACCAAAAUAUUUUGUCAGAGAGGAAAGGUGGUCUUGGCAUUGAAUUCUACUCUCUCUCAACCUUUCCUCCCCUCCCAGUUGUUCUAAAUGACUUUUCACGUGGAAUGCUUGGCGCCACAGCCUCCAGCAGAGAGGGCAUGGUCAGCUGGACUGUGGACUGAACCACUACCACCGUCAAUGCUGCUCAUUGAUCAGCAGGGAAGAAGUGAGCCUUAAACUUGCUGAGUUGGACUGGAUAAGACCAACUGAAAAGAAAUGUCUUUAUUUAAAUCUUGUUUGACAAUGGCAAGCAAUUUUUGAAAUAUUAGAAGGACUCUGACUCACCUGGCCAUUUUUUUGGUUUCUUUGUCAAGUAAUACAACACUUGAGUGGGCAGACCUUAUCCUGUUUAUCACUUAAAGAUACACAUGUGGCUGAUCUUGAUCUUUUAGAUAAAAGUAAACAGUUUUCAUUCCCAAUUGUCUUAUCCUCAAUCGUCUGUCUCUCUCUGCAGUUAUGUUUGAUCACUUCGCCGUCUUUUGUGUUAUACUUAUAUCUUUUUAUGUGAAAGAUCAGGUUAAUGAUGAGUUUUUAUCUUUUGAGACUGCCUCACUUGGCAGGGAUUUUGUGCAAACUAACAUGUCUGAUGUAUUAUGUACCUUUAGCAGAUGGUGAUUACAGUUAUUAAAGCAGAUUUUUUUUAAGAAA